AAUUCCUUCAUUCAUUUAAGAAGAUAAACAGUUGUAACUUUCUCGUUUGGUUGAUGUGACAUCAAUGACUAGCUGGGACUGCCAGCAUUCCAAAAAGGAUAUCGUCCUCAUCUGCAGCCACUCAGGGCUGUGGGGUGGAGCCUGCACACAGGCUGAAGCAUUUACAGGUGCAUAAGUAGGUAGGGAAGGGCACAGGUGAUGCACCUGUCUUGGGAAGGGAGCACUAGCACAGGCGUGUCAUAACUUCUCAGCUGCUGGCUUAGAGCAUGAGCUUCUUUGAUCCACAAACACACUCACCACAGCGCUGCAGCCCACAGUUCCCAAAUAUUGGUCAAGAACCUCCAGAGAUGAGUAUCUACUAUGACAACUUUUUCCAUCCACAGAACGUCCCUAGUCCACAACGACCCAGCACCUUUGAGACGACGGAUUACAACUCCACUCCCAAUCCUUACCUCUGGCUAAAUGGACCUUCCAUUACCCCACCACCAUAUCUCCCAGGAUCCAAUGCCAGCCCCUUCAUUCCUCAGUCUUAUGGGAUGCAAAGGCAGCUCUUGCCUAACAUGCACGGCUUGGGAGGGACUGACCUUGGCUGGCUUCCUCUCCCAUCCCAAGAAGAGCUUAUGAAGUUGGUUAGACCACCUUACUCCUACUCUGCACUUAUUGCCAUGGCUAUCCAUGGAGCACCUGAAAAGAGGCUGACUCUCAGUCAGAUCUACCAGUACGUGGCUGACAACUUCCCCUUUUAUAACAAGAGCAAGGCUGGCUGGCAGAACUCCAUAAGACACAACUUGUCUCUCAAUGACUGCUUCAAGAAGGUGCCCCGAGAUGAAGAUGAUCCAGGAAAAGGGAAUUACUGGACUCUGGACCCGAACUGUGAAAAGAUGUUUGACAAUGGAAACUUUCGCAGGAAAAGGAAAAGGAAGUCUGACAUUGGGGCUAGUGCUGCCACUCUUGCAUCUGAGAAAUCAGAGGAUAAUGGCCUGACUGGCAGCCCCAAAGCUGUAGAGCAUCAGGAUAUCUUGGAAAAUACAUCACCUGGGACUGACAAUUCACCUGAGAAAGGAUCUCCACCUCCAGCUUCCAGUAGCCCAUGCCUCAGUAACUUCCUCUCCAGUAUGACUGCGUACGUUAAUGGCUCUAACUCAGGGAGCCGUAUGGUGCCUUUGGGACUUAACUCUGAACCCAUUGACAAAAUGGGUCAGAAUAUGGUAGGCUUUAAUUCCUACUCUCCACUCUCUAAUAUCUCCAGUCAUGGUGUGGGAGAGUGGUCCAAUUCUAUGCCUUCUAACCACCUUGGUCACAGCAACUCUGUGCUCAACCAGUUUAACACCCACUUUUACAGCAGUAUCAGCACAAACAACACGCUGUAUUCCAGGGAAGGAACAGAGGUUUAAAUGAAGAGGAUUCUGAGACACUUAAGUAUAGCUGUUUAUGAGAGGAAAUGAUAUGUGGGCAGAGGAUUAGCGUUAGCCUGUUGUCUCUGGGGCCCAUAGUGCAUCCUACCUUCUGACAGAUUCAAACUUGUUACCCAUUAUAUUUAUUCAAAUCACAAACACUCCACAUCCAGCAGCUCCACAUAGAAAAUUUAGGGAUCAUAACAGCAAGGAUAGUGAAGAGUUCUGGGAGACUGUGCUUGUCAUGCUGCCCAGCCAUGGUCCUCUACAGACAUGCUUGAUAAGCUACUAUUUGCCUUGGGCAUGAAACUUCUCUGGCAUGGCACUAAUACUGCUAUACUUUUUAAAGUACUAAUAGAAAUGUUGUUACAUCUUUAAAUACCCACUCUUGCUGGUAUAGGCUGGCUGUACUAGACAUGCCUAGCAAGUUCUUAUUUGGCCAGAGCUGUCCUGAGACACUGAAGGAUCUGUAAUAAAAACUACUGCAUAGUGAGUAACAACUAACCCUUGAACUGUGAGUGCCAUCUUUGGUUUUCUCUCAGAGGAGUGAAUACACUGGCUAAACUGUGAUCCCCUUUCAGCCCCAAGGGAAACACGGCUGUGAAGCUUGCUAGCAUCCUCUGGGACCCAACUGUCCAUAUGAAGGGGAGCAUAACAAAAUAGAGUGGAAUUGCCUGCUGCUGCUGCAGUUGGAUCCUCAUGUUUCCACAGCGUUUUCAAUUUUAAUAACAGGGUCUCUUUUUUUUUAUUGCCUUCCACAUGCAAAUCUCUUCACAUAGGG
This is a messenger RNA of Neopsephotus bourkii (Bourke's parrot), 2175 nucleotides long. RefSeq names its product forkhead box I1 (gene FOXI1). Gene Ontology annotation, molecular function: DNA-binding transcription factor activity, RNA polymerase II-specific; RNA polymerase II cis-regulatory region sequence-specific DNA binding. The coding region runs from base 267 to 1394 and encodes 375 amino acids. The record is from RefSeq and is a predicted model, not a curated record. Gene Ontology annotation, biological process: anatomical structure morphogenesis; regulation of transcription by RNA polymerase II; cell differentiation. The transcript is spliced from 2 exons. NCBI's taxonomy places the organism in Eukaryota, Metazoa, Chordata, Aves, Psittaciformes, Psittacidae.